AUGGAUCCUUCAGCUCGCGCACAAGGUCUUAUCACAUAUGCGAAUCUUCCAACAUACCUGAAGGCUCGCACGCCAUUUCCUCCACCGGAAGAUUACAAACCCCCGAAAGAAUCAUUUGCUGUUCGAUGUUUCGAAAAUGUUCUUCAGAAAGUGGUCUUCAAAGACAAAAUAUACGACACCGUUUUCAUCAACUCGCAGAUUGAGCCACACGAAAAUUCCAUGUUGCGUGCUGAUAUUGGUAUCCAUUACAUGACUGAACGAGGAGAAGUCAAAAUCCUGUGCUUUGUUGAGGCUAAGCGCACCAAGCCAACGCAGAGUUUCUCUACCAAAGGUGUCGAGCAAGAAGCUCUGGACUAUUGCAGAGAGUUCUUUCACAGCGACCGCUCCAAUAAAAUCGAAUUCGUGUAUGCUGGUACUCUUGUUGGUACACACUUACGGCUGUGGAUUGUUCAUCGUGCAGAGGCAGAGGAAGACACGUUUCUUGAACCCUUGUGGGGCUCGCCACUGCUUGGGAGCAACAACGACUACGCGGACCUAGGGGAUAGAGAAGGCGGACCAUUGAUUGAGAAGACACUUCAUGAAAUGGUCCGCGUGGCACCGGAGAAGUGGAUUGCCGCUGGAAUCUCGCCCCCUUUGGGUGGCGGAGCAUAUCAACUACCGAGAGCGAAUCGACCAGAUCCCGCAGGACUCAUGCUUCCAAGCGUUGUAUCCGACCUCACAGCACCACCACCUCCUGCAAAUUAUGAGAGGAUCAAAAAAUUCGUUUCGAUAUCAAGUAGUUAUGGUUGGGUCACUGUCAAAAAUGCAGGAGGAUCUGGCCCGUCGACCGAAUGGAAGGUUGAAGGACAUUAUCUCGUGAACCACAUGAAACGACUAUACGCUGAUAAAGGGACUGAGAAUGUUCCAGGAGGAUCCAGGUAA
Messenger RNA from Aspergillus ibericus CBS 121593, 921 nucleotides. RefSeq lists its product as uncharacterized. Bases 1 to 921 code for a protein of 306 amino acids. Lineage: Eukaryota; Fungi; Ascomycota; Eurotiomycetes; Eurotiales; Aspergillaceae. The transcript has a single exon. The record is from RefSeq and is a predicted model, not a curated record.